AUGUUUCUCUUUAUUCAGCAAAUCGCUUGUGCGGAAAAAUACCGUGAAGCCUCUUGCUAUAUUGAUAACAAUGGUAAUCCAUCAAUACAGUUCGAUAAAAUAGAUAAGAAUGCUGUUGCUUGGGCCAAUUUCAACGAUUCAAUUCAUGAAGCUGGCUGGUACAAGCUUCACCUUCACGGCCGUGAAGGAGCUCCAGAUGCAGAUAUAAUGAAAUGCGCUGGCUAUAUUGAAGGCGCUCUUUCCUAUAAUAGUAUUUUCAAUCAUUAUGCACUUAUUCGUGAAAUCAAAGGAUACCCAUCUGGUGUCAGAACCUAUCCACCACAAGUUAAAGAAUACAUGAGCAACAAUCUUCAAUAUGUUAGAGAAUCUGUUGAUGCUUAUCCAGAGUCCGUUUACUGGCAGGAAAUUGGUUUAAUCAUGAACCAAUUCGACGGCCUUGUUGCUGGUUACAAGUAUGCAUGCGAUCUUGAUCACAAUGAGACAGCCCAGAUGGAUGAAUUCGAUCAUUGGUUCUUCCAGUCCGCUGGCGACAUGUUUGAUAUUGCCCACCUCUUCCCAGAUGAUGUUGCUCCAGCCAGAGAGUUCAUCAACGAGCACUGCAGUGGUCUUAUCCGUUUGACAGAUGAUUACAGAGAUGUUUACUUCUCACAUGAUGCCUGGUCCGACUAUCGUGAACUUCAUGGCCAGCUCAAGGAGUACGACCUUCCGAUCAAGGCAUUCAAGGCCCACAAACUUGUUAUGUCCACACGUAUCGGCAAACUUGCCUCCUACGAUGAUUUCUACAUGGCAGACACCGGCCUCUUUGUUCUCGAGACCACCCUCAACAACUACAACGACGAUCUCUACAAGGUUUGCACACCAAAGUCCCUCUUCACCUGGAUCCGUGCUGUCCAUGCCACAUGGACAUCCACAAGUGGCAAGGAGUGGACAGAGACAUUUAUCAAGCACAACUCCGGUACAUAUAACAACCAGUACGUCGUUGUUGAUUCCAAGAAAUUAACCCGCUUCCAGAAGCCCGACAAGGAUCUUAUCUGGAUCAUCGAGCAGUUCCCAGGUGUCUACCGCAGUUCCGAUGUUACAGAUUACCUUGUUGAGCACGGAUACUUCCCAUCUGUCAACUGCCCAUACCACGAAGACCUUUACAACCUCGCCGGCUAUCCAGAGCUUGUAGCCUCUCUCGGCAUCUACGGCGACUACAGAUCUAACUACAAGUCCCCACGUUACCUCAUUAUGCAACGCGAUGUCUGGAGGAUCAAGACAUUCGAAGAUUUCAAGAAAUUCAUGCGUUACAACCAGUGGAAGCGCGAUAACUACUCACAAGGCGAUCCAGCCCAACAGAUUGCUUCUAGAUACGAUCUUCGUCCAGCUGAAGGAACACCAUACGGAGACAGGAACAAUUUCGGCGAUCUCGAUACAAAGGUUCUCAGAUUAACUGAGGCCGUAACAAAUAUGAGAAUGCACGCCCUUGCUUCUCCACCAUGCGAUGCCGAAUUUAACCCACCGUGGGAGUUCGGACAAAAGGACUUCAAAGUUAAUUACUACGGUUUACCAACACGUUGGAACUUCACUUGGGUUGACUUCCAGGCUGAAGGAUACGAUAUCUGCGCUGCUGGUAACAAGAACAUGUCAAAGUGCUUGGAAAUCAACGAAAUGUGCGGAUACUGCCAGUACUCAGAGGUCUGCACUGCUGGUGAUAAGACAGGACCUUGGUUCGGAGUCAAAUGCGAAGACGGUUGGAAACUUAAUGAACCACUCCAGCCAUGGGCUAAGGCUGUAAUUAUCCCAACAUCAUUAAUAAUAUUCGCAGCUUCAUUCGCAAUUUUAGCAAUUCACUUUAUUAAUAAGAAGAAGACCUUACUUCCGAAAUAA
Messenger RNA from Trichomonas vaginalis G3, 1869 nucleotides. Its product is annotated as phosphatidylinositol catabolic process. The transcript has a single exon. Gene Ontology annotation, molecular function: glycerophospholipase activity. The record is from RefSeq and is a predicted model, not a curated record. Gene Ontology annotation, cellular component: extracellular region. Gene Ontology annotation, biological process: phospholipid catabolic process. Bases 1 to 1869 code for a protein of 622 amino acids. Lineage: Eukaryota; Parabasalia; Trichomonadida; Trichomonadidae.